UGAUAUCUUUGUCAUUUACAAAUUACCUAUAGUUUUUAUCCAUAUAAGCUCAUGGUUUCAUUAGUCAGACAGUAAUGCAAUGGUAGAUCUUAAGUAGAAGCAGUAACAUAAAUCUGUAACAUAAGACUUAAUGAAUGGAAAUAACAAAUAUCUUAAAACAUUUUUCUAAUCUUAGUAAGCAAAUUAUCAGAUUUUUCUUUCUUCACUCCUGACUGUAUGAUCUAGCAUUGUUUGAUGUCAUGUUGCAGCAUUAUAAUUAAUUUUUGUAUACGAAUAUGUUUGCAUGAAAAUGAAUACAGCGACGUCGCACAACUGAAGAAAGAUACGCAAUCCAUACUCAAAAAUAUUCCGGUGUAUAAAGAUGUAGUAAAGAUGAACAAACAGUUGAAGAAUGAUAUAAAAUGGAUCCUAGAAGAGUCUCGUGGCCAAAAAGAAAUUUCAAGGAUUAUAAGACUGUUGAAACAUGAAGUUAAAGGAAUAUGUGGACGUACUGCAAAGGACUGCACCGAAUUAAAGAAAUCUAAAGCUAGCUCUGGUGUCUACAAAAUAUUUCCUAAGAAAACCAAAGGAGUUAAAGCUUAUUGUGAUAUGGAUACAGACAGUGGGGGGUGGACAGUUAUCCAGAAAAGAUAUGACGGUUCUGUUAACUUCCAGAGAACUUGGACAGAAUGCGAAAACGGGUUCGGUAACGUCAAUGGAGAAUAUUGGUUUGGCAACAAACAUAUUCACCGUUUGACGUCCAGUGGUACAUACGAGCUGAGAAUUGACCUCACUGGUAAAAGCAACAACAAGAAGUAUGCUAAAUAUAAGACAUUUGUUGUUGGAGAUCCAGCAUCACAGUACAAGCUGACUAUUGGAGGGUAUAGCGGUGAUGCAGGAGAUGCGUUAAAAUACCACAACGGAAUGAAAUUCUCUACUGUUGACAGGGAUAAUGAUUUACAAAGCAGUAUCAACUGUGCCAAUAAACAAGGACCGUGGUGGUUUCAAAGCUGUUCUAACAGUUCUCUGAACGGUCCAUCCAAAGACAAAUUGUUCUGGUAUCAAAUAAGCGGUCAUUACGUGAAGACGUCGGUGAUGAUGAUACGGAAGGUCUAGAUAAAUAAAAAUCAUUUAUAUAUA
Mytilus californianus (California mussel) is the source of this 1119-nucleotide messenger RNA. RefSeq names its product fibrinogen-like protein A. The record is from RefSeq and is a predicted model, not a curated record. Lineage: Eukaryota; Metazoa; Mollusca; Bivalvia; Mytilida; Mytilidae. Bases 235 to 1095 code for a protein of 286 amino acids. The transcript has 7 exons.